GCAUCAACACCUCGAAUCCACCACCACGAGCUUCACAGCAUCGCCAUUCAUUACGAGAAGGGUGCGGGACUGCUUCCCGAUUUCCUUUUCCAAUCAUGGUGCACCACCAGGAUACCAUGUUCCGCUCCGCGGACAUGAGCAUGGUGCAGCUGUACAUCGCCAACGAAAUCGGUCGUGAGAUCGUCAAUGCUUUGGGCGAGCUGGGGCAGAUUCAAUUCAGAGAUCUUAAUUCUGAGGUUACGGCUUUUCAGAGGACGUUUACGCAGGAGAUUAGACGGCUUGAUAAUGUUGAGAGGCAGCUGCGAUACUUUUAUUCGCAGAUGGAGAAGGCUGGGAUUCCGUUGAGGAAGAUUGAUCUCGAUGUUGACACCUUGGCCGCGCCCUCUGCAUCCGAGAUCGACGAGCUUGCCGAUCGAAGUCAGAGUCUUGAGCAGAGAGUUGCUUCUCUGAACGAUAGCUACGAGACGUUGAAGAAGAGGGAGGUAGAAUUGACGGAGUGGAGAUGGGUUCUUAGGGAAGCUGGUGGCUUCUUUGAUAGAGCUCAUGGCAAUGUGGAGGAGAUUAGAGCGUCGAGUGAUAACGAUGAUGCGCCAUUGCUACAGGAUGUGGAGCAGCAUGUCCAAGGGCAGAAUGGAGAUGCCGAACGCUCGUUCUCGGUCAUGAACAUUGGGUUCGUGGCCGGUGUUAUUCCUAGGGACAGAGUUGCGGCUUUCGAGAGGAUUUUGUGGCGAACACUUAGAGGCAAUCUCUACAUGAACCAGUCUGAGAUCCCCGAACCUCUCACCGACCCUACGAAUAAUGAGGCUGUCAACAAGAAUGUCUUUGUCAUCUUCGCUCACGGCAAGGAGCUCAUCGCUAAGAUUCGAAAGAUCUCGGAGUCCCUGGGGGCUGAUUUGUAUAGCGUGGAUGAGAAUAGCGAUCUUCGCCGGGAUCAGAUCCACGAAGUAAAUACCCGCCUCGGUGAUCUUGGAAAUGUUCUGCGAAACACCAAGACAACUCUCGAUGCCGAGCUUGCUCAAAUUGCUCAAAGCUUGGCUGCUUGGAUGGUCAUCAUCAAGAAGGAGAAGGCUGUCUACCAGACUCUGAAUCUCUUCUCGUACGACCAUGCCAGAAAGACCUUGAUUGCUGAAGCUUGGUGCCCAACCAAUUCUCUACCCCUCAUCAAGUCUACUCUCCACGAUGUCAACAACCGCGCCGGACUUUCUGUACCUUCCAUCAUCAACGAGAUCAAAACGAACAAGACUCCACCAACAUACCAGAAGACAAAUAAGUUCACAGAAGGGUUCCAGACUAUCAUUAACGCUUAUGGAACUGCCAAGUACCAGGAAGUUAACCCAGGUCUUCCCACUAUUGUUACCUUCCCUUUCCUGUUCGCUGUCAUGUUCGGAGAUUUUGGCCACGGCUUCCUUAUGUUCUGCGCUGCUUCAGCAAUGAUCUACUGGGAGAAGCCAUUGAAGAAGGUUCGCGACGAGCUAUUCUCCAUGGCCUACUAUGGUCGAUACAUCAUGUUGAUGAUGGGUAUCUUCUCAAUGUAUACCGGUCUCAUCUACAACGAUGUAUUCUCCAAAUCUCUUUCGCCAUUCGAGAGCGCCUGGAGAUGGGUUGUUCCGGACGGCUGGACAGAUGGACAAACUAUCACAGCUGAACUGAAGGGCAGCUACCGCUAUCCCUUUGGUCUCGAUUACAUGUGGCACGGUACGGAGAAUGAUCUCCUUUUUACCAAUUCGUACAAGAUGAAGCUCAGUAUUUUGAUGGGUUGGUGCCACAUGACAUACUCGUUGUGUCUAUCAUACAUCAACGCUCGUCACUUCAAGACUCCUAUCGACAUCUGGGGCGUUUUCGUCCCAGGUAUGAUCUUCUUCCAGGCCAUUUUCGGAUACCUCGUCUUCACCAUUGUUUACAAAUGGUCGAUUGAUUGGUAUGCUAUUGGCAAAUCGCCUCCUGGACUUCUAAACAUGUUGAUUUAUAUGUUUUUGUCACCUGGCACGAUUGAAGAGCCGCUGUAUCCUGGCCAGGCCGCUGUUCAGAUCUUCCUCGUUCUGAUUGCUGUUGUCCAGGUACCCAUUCUGCUUUUCCUGAAGCCCUUUUACCUCCGAUGGGAGCAUAAUAAAGCUCGAGCGAAAGGUUACAGAGGCAUUGGUGAGACUUCCCGUGUUAGUGCUCUGGAUGGAGACGACGAUGACAGCAAUACCCUGGAUGGCAGGGCCAGCCUAGCCAGCGAUGGCGAAGGCGUUGCCAUGAUCACGCAAGACAUCGGAGAUGAAGAACACGAGGAAUUCGAAUUCAGCGAAGUUAUGAUCCAUCAAGUCAUUCACACGAUUGAAUUCUGCUUGAACUGCGUUUCACACACAGCUUCCUAUUUGCGAUUGUGGGCCCUCUCCCUUGCGCAUCAGCAGCUUUCUGUCGUGCUUUGGACUAUGACUCUGGCCAUUGGUCUCGGGACCACGGGAGUGCUCGGAGCCAUCAUGAUUGUCAUCGCGUUCUUUGCAUGGUUCUUCCUUACCAUUGCUGUGUUGGUCGUGAUGGAAGGUACCAGUGCUAUGCUUCACUCCUUGCGUCUGCACUGGGUGGAGGCGAUGAGCAAACAUUUCAUGGGCGAUGGUAUACCUUUCGAACCCUUUUCCUUUAAGCAGAUGUUGGAGGACGACGAGCAAGCGGCGGAGAUCUCUUAGAUUAAGAUCAGAUGAGAUCGGAUCGGCCAAGCUUUUUUGAUCGACCCCUGAUUUCUUCGUUCCGUCCCGUAGGUAGAUUAUUGUAGAAUUAAACACACACUUUAUUGUACUUUCGCAUAAGUAGCUAGUUCCAAACCUGCAUUCCCCUGCAGAGCAAGC
This is a messenger RNA of Mollisia scopiformis, 2831 nucleotides long. RefSeq names its product V0/A0 complex, 116-kDa subunit of ATPase. Lineage: Eukaryota; Fungi; Ascomycota; Leotiomycetes; Helotiales; Mollisiaceae. The record is from RefSeq and is a predicted model, not a curated record. Gene Ontology annotation, biological process: proton transmembrane transport; vacuolar acidification. The transcript is spliced from 4 exons. The coding region runs from base 96 to 2672 and encodes 858 amino acids. Gene Ontology annotation, cellular component: fungal-type vacuole membrane; vacuolar proton-transporting V-type ATPase complex; vacuolar proton-transporting V-type ATPase, V0 domain. Gene Ontology annotation, molecular function: ATPase binding; proton-transporting ATPase activity, rotational mechanism.